UGACAAUUGACAAUUUUGUUAAAAGAAAUUAACCUUUAACAGAAAAUGAUUAUUUAAAGAAUUUUAUAACAAUGUUAACAAAUUUAGUAAAAUUUGUGUCUAGAACGGCACUUAUUAAAGUACCUAUUAGUAACUUUUCUAGUGCUCCUUUAAUUUUAAGUGAAGAGAGGCUGCAAAGAUUUCGUACCACCGAAACGGACUGUUCGAAUCAUACGAAUGACCAUAUCGCACAAUUUUAUAAAAUAUCUGAAGAAGAUCGAAAGAAAAUUUUUCUUCAUGGAGGGAUACCUAAAACUUUCGAUAUACAAACAAAAACAUUCAAUGAGCUUUGCCUUAUGAUACGACAACCGUCAGUUGAUGUAAUAAAUUGCCUGAAACAAAUCAAUUACUCCAAACCACCAGUUAAAUUCGUUUUAUAUGGUAGAAAAGGAAGUGGAAAAACUUUAUGUUUAGCACACAUCUUACAUUAUGCACAUAAAAAUGAAUUUCUUAUCGUUCAUAUACCAUGGCUGGGGAAUUGGAUGCGAAGAUGUAAAGAAUAUAGUAAUAGUGAAACCAAAGAAGGAUUCGUUGAUUUGAAUUUAGAUGCAGCUGCUUGGUUACUACAUUUUAAAACGCAAAAUGCCCAUAUACUGACAAAUCCAAAUGUAAAAACAACUGUCGAAUAUAUAUGGAGCAAAAGAGAAAUCACACCAAAAGGAUCAAAUCUCACAGAACUCAUUGAUCACGGGAUAAAUAGGGUUAAAUAUGCUUCAAAUACUAUUGUGGCUCUUUGUAAUGAGAUAAAAAUACUGUCCACUAAUGGAAUAUUUAAAACAUUAGUUGCAAUUGAUGGAUUUAACGCGUUUUUCUAUCCUAAUACAAGGGUUUAUACCGAAAAAAAAGAAGUUGUUCAUCCUCAUAAAAUUACAAUCACAGAGGGUUUUUUGAAUUUAACGAAAAGCGAUUGGAAAAAUGGAGCUGUGGUUGUUAUAGUUGAUGAAAUCGCCAUUGCAGAUAAAGAUCAAUUAUCCUACAUGCCAAGAUAUUUAUUGGGAAAAGAUGGUUUCGAACAUAUGGAUCCUUUUGUUCCAAUUCUAGUACCGGAUUAUUCGAAAAAAGAAUUGACGAGUUGUAUGGAUUAUUAUAGGGAAAGGAAAUGGGUGAAUGAUUAUCCUGGUUUAGAUGAAGAAGUGGAAUUUAUUAGCGGUUCAAAUCCUUAUAGACUUAUGAAAGUUUGUGCUCCUUUAUAAAUUUUUAAAUCUAAGAAAUAAAAUUUUCAUUUACACAUAA
Molecule: messenger RNA, 1272 nt
Organism: Diorhabda carinulata
Lineage: Eukaryota; Metazoa; Arthropoda; Insecta; Coleoptera; Chrysomelidae
Gene: mRpS29
Product: 28S ribosomal protein S29, mitochondrial
Exons: 3
Coding region: 72-1232 (386 amino acids)
Biological process (GO): apoptotic process
Cellular component (GO): mitochondrial ribosome; mitochondrial small ribosomal subunit
Molecular function (GO): structural constituent of ribosome
Source: RefSeq, a predicted model, not a curated record